Molecule: messenger RNA, 2161 nt
Organism: Ilex paraguariensis (yerba mate)
Lineage: Eukaryota; Viridiplantae; Streptophyta; Magnoliopsida; Aquifoliales; Aquifoliaceae
Source: the annotation of a GenBank genome assembly
AUGGCCGUUCCUCCGACGAUCGCCGCCUCAUCAGCGUCGCUGUACGUGGGUGACCUCCAUCCGGACGUCACCGACGGACAGUUAUACGACGCCUUCACUGAGUUCAAGAGUCUUGCUUCCGUACGUAUCUGUCGCGACUCCUCCACCGGCCGUUCUCUCUGUUACGGUUAUGUGAAUUUAAUCUCUCCUCAAGACGCAAUUCGGGCGAUCGAGGUGAAAAAUCAUUCAAUGCUGAAUGGGAAAGUAAUAAGGGUUAUGUGGUCGCUUCGCGAUCCUGAUGCAAGAAGAAGUGGGAUUGGGAAUGUCUUUGUCAAGAAUUUAAAUGACUCAAUUGAUAAUGUCAAGCUACAAGAAGUUUUUCAGGAAUUUGGCAAUAUAUUGUCUUGCAAAGUUGCCAUGUAUGAUGACGGGAAGAGCAAAGGAUAUGGCUUUGUCCAGUUUGAGUCUGAUGAAUCUGCUAAUGCUGCUAUUGAGAAGCUUAAUGGUGCUAAUCUUGGAGGCAAACUGAUAUAUGUUGGUAAGUUUGUGAGGAAGAGUGAUCGGAUGUCACCUAGUCCCGAUGCUAAGUACACUAAUCUGUACAUGAAGAAUUUGGAUUCAGAUAUCUCAGAUGAACUUCUUAAGGAGAAGUUCUGUGAGUUUGGGAAAAUUGUUAGCUUGGUUGUCUCAAAGGAUGAAAAUGAGGCCUCAAGAGGUUUUGGAUUUGUUAACUUUGAAAACCCAGAUGAUGCUAGGCGGGCGAUGGAAGCUAUGAAUGGAUCACAGUUUGGCUCAAAGGUUUUGUACGUGGCGAGGGCACAGAAAAAAGCAGAGCGUGAGCAAAUUUUACGUCGCCAGUUCGAGGAGAAAAGGAAGGAGCAAAUCUUGAAAUAUCAGGGCUCAAACAUUUAUGUCAAGAAUAUUGAUGAUGAUGUCACUGAUGAUGAGCUGCGAGAACAUUUCAGUCAAUGUGGUACAAUUACUUCUGCAAAACUUAUGCGAGACGACAAAGGAAUCAGUAAAGGGUUUGGUUUUGUCUGCUUCUCCACACCUGAAGAGGCCUCUAAAGCUGUGAACACUUUUCAUGGAUACAUGUUUCACCGGAAGCCAUUAUAUGUUGCCAUUGCUCAAAGGAAAGAGGAGAGACAAGCCCAAUUACAGCUGCUGUAUGCACAGCACAUGGCAGGACUAGCGGGACCAUCAGCUGUUAUCCCUGGUGGAUAUCCUCCCCUUUACUACACAGCUCCUCCUGGUGUAGUUUCACAAGUACCUCCAAGACCUGGGCUGAUGUAUCAGCCUCUGGGUAUGAGGCCAGGGUGGAGGGCUAAUGGCUAUGCACCUCCAACAAGACCUGGUUUUCAGCCGCCUCCACUUCCAUUGAUUCCUAAUACUCCAAGACAACAUAGGCCAAACAGAGGGAGGAUGAAUGGCCAUAUGCUUUCACAUGGUGGUGGUCAUGCUGUUUCGUACGUGCCACAUUUACAACAGCCCACUCCCUCUGUGACUUUGUCCAAAGAUUCAAGCAAUCAGCAGCGGUCUGGGCAGGUUAAGUAUGUACCAAAUGGGCGUCUGCGUGACAUGAACAAAGGAUCUGGAGUAUCCACUGCUGCUUCAAAUUCCGCUGGAUCUGGAGCUGAGGGAUCCGAGAUGUUAAGUAGCAUGCUAGCUGCCGCUUCUCCUGAUAAGCAGAAACGGAUACUUGGGGAGCGUCUCUAUCCCCUUGUCAACCAACACAAGCCUGAUCUCACGGCAAAGAUAACGGGAAUGCUUUUGGAGAUGGACAAUUCGGAAUUGCUCCUGUUGUUGGAGUCACCAGAGUCACUGGCUGCAAAGGUGGAAGAAGCUGUGCAAGUACUCAAGCUCUCCAAGACCCAAGUAUCCACCCAAGAUGUUCUUCAUUCUAGUUACCUUUCUGAGGUUGCCGUCAACUGAAAAAAGGCUGCUGUCUCUCAACUGGGUUUUGGCCCCAAAAAAAAUAAAAUUGAGGAUAAGCUGCGGCUUGAGCGGCAAGCAAGCAAGAUUUUUGAUAGUUACUGUUGGUGAAACAUCUCUAUUUAUUUCUCCCCUAAAAAAACUUGCCUUCUUUUAGUUUCAUUUACAUUAUAGAGGAUUUCUGUUCUUGAAUACAUUUUGUUUCCCCCUACUAUAUGAAUCUGACUCCACAACUUGAGCAAUUCUUGAC